Molecule: messenger RNA, 8791 nt
Organism: Talpa occidentalis (Iberian mole)
Lineage: Eukaryota; Metazoa; Chordata; Mammalia; Eulipotyphla; Talpidae
Gene: PLXNA2
Product: plexin A2
Exons: 32
Coding region: 106-5766 (1886 amino acids)
Biological process (GO): regulation of cell shape; semaphorin-plexin signaling pathway involved in axon guidance; regulation of GTPase activity
Cellular component (GO): semaphorin receptor complex
Molecular function (GO): semaphorin receptor activity; protein binding
Source: RefSeq, a predicted model, not a curated record
GGGACGGCUGCACGGAGCGCGCCGCCGAGCCUGAGCCAUGUGAGGGCAGGCCCAGAUCACGGAGUGGGUGAGCGCCAGCAACUGGCCCGCGUGUGUGCCUUCGCAAUGGAGAGGCCGGAGCCCACCAGCCGGCCAGCCCUGCUGCUAUGGACGCUAUGGGCGCUGCUGGUGCCCCCCGCCGCCGCCCCACCACCGGCAGUCAGCUUCCAUUCUGAAAACCGAGACUGGACCUUCAACCACCUGACGGUGCACCGCGGCACGGGGGCGGUGUAUGUGGGUGCCACCAACCGCGUGUACAAGCUGACGGGCAACCUGACGGUGCAGGUGGCGCACAAGACUGGCCCUGAGGAGGACAACAAGGCCUGCUACCCGCCACUGAUCGUGCAGCCCUGUGGGGAGGCACUUGCACUCACCAACAACGUCAACAAGCUGCUGCUCAUCGACUACCCCGAGAACCGGCUACUGGCUUGUGGCAGCCUGUACCAGGGCGUGUGCAAGCUGCUGCGCCUGGACGACCUCUUCACUCUGGGCGAGCCCUCGCACAAGAAGGAGCACUACCUGUCCAGCGUGAACCAGACAGGCACCAUGUUCGGGGUGAUCGUGCGCGCCCAGGGCCGUGAUGGCACGCUCUUCAUCGGCACGGCUGUGGACGGCAAGCAGGACUACUUUCCCACGCUGUCCAGCCGUAAGCUGCCGCGAGACCCCGAGUCCUCCGCCAUGCUGGACUACGAGCUGCACAGCGACUUCGUGUCCUCGCUCAUCAAGAUCCCCUCGGACACGCUGGCCCUCGUGGCACACUUCGACAUCUUCUACAUCUACGGCUUUGCCAGCGGCGGCUUCGUUUACUUCCUCACAGUGCAGCCCGAGACGCCUGAGGGUGGGGCACUCAACGCAGCUGGGGACCUGUUCUACACGUCCCGUGUGGUGCGCCUGUGCCAGGAUGACCCCAAGUUCCACUCCUACGUGUCUUUGCCGCUGGGCUGCACGCGUGCCGGUGUGGAGUACCGCCUGCUGCAGGCUGCCGCGCUGGCCCGGCCAGGGGACACGCUGGCCAGCGCACUCAAUGUCAGCGGCCGUGAUGACGUGCUCUUUGCCAUCUUCUCCAAGGGGCAGAAGCAGUACCACCACCCGCCCGAGGACUCGGCCCUGUGUGCCUUCCCCAUCCGCAGCGUCAACCUGCGCAUCAAGGAGCGCCUGCGCUCCUGCUACCAGGGCGAGGGCCACCUGGAGCUCACCUGGCUGCUGGGCAAGGAUGUGCAGUGCACAAAGGCACCUGUGCCCAUCGAGGACGACUUCUGUGGCCUGGACAUCAACCAGCCGCUGGGGGGCUCGACGCCGGUGGAGGGCCUAGCGCUGCACACUACCAGCCGGGACCGCAUGACCUCCGUGGCUGCCUACGUCUACAACGGCGACAGUGUGGUCUUCGUGGGGACCAGGAGCGGCAAGCUGAAGAAGAUUCGGGCUGACGGCCCUCCGCAUGGCGGGGUCCAGUACGAGGUGGUGUCCGUGUUCAAGGACGGGAGCCCCAUCCUCCGGGACAUGGCCUUCUCUGUGGACCAGCGCUACCUGUACGUCAUGUCUGAGCGACAGGUCACCCGGGUGCCUGUGGAGGCAUGCGAGCAGUACAGCACCUGUGGAGAGUGCCUGAGCUCGGGGGACCCGCACUGCGGCUGGUGUGCCCUGCAUAGCAUGUGCUCCCGCAGGGACAGGUGUCCGCGGGCCUGGGAGCCCCACCGCUUCGCCGCCAGCAUUGGCCAGUGUGUGGGCCUGCGGGUGCAGCCCAGCAGCGUGUCUGUGUCCGAGCACAGCCGGCUGCUCAGCCUGGUGGUAAGCGAUGCUCCCGACCUCUCUGCCGGCAUCGCUUGUGCCUUCGGGAACCUGACAGAGGUGGAGGGACAGGUGUCCGGGAGCCAGGUCGUCUGUGUCUCGCCGGGGCCCAAGGAGGUCCCCGUCAUCCCUCUGGACCGAGACUGGUUUGGGCUUGAGCUGCAGCUGAGGUCCAAGGAGACAGGGAAGAUAUUCGUGAGCACGGAGUUCAAGUUCUACAACUGCAGUGCCCACCAACUGUGCCUGUCCUGCGUGAACAGUGCUUUCCGCUGCCACUGGUGCAAGUACCGCAACCUGUGCACGCAUGACCCCUCCACCUGCUCCUUCCAGGAGGGCCGCAUCAACACCUCUGAGGACUGCCCCCAGCUGGUUCCCACGGCCGAGAUCCUGAUCCCGGUCGGCGAGGUCAAGCCCAUCACCCUGAAGGCCCGGAACCUGCCGCAGCCGCAGUCCGGCCAGCGAGGCUACGAGUGCGUCCUCAGCAUCCAGGGCGCUGUCCACCGCGUGCCCGCCCUGCGCUUCAACAGCUCCAGUGUGCAGUGCCAGAACAGCUCGUACCAGUAUGAUGGGGUGGACACCAGCAACCUGGCCGUGGACUUCGCUGUGGUCUGGAAUGGCAACUUCAUCAUUGACAACCCGCAAGGCCUGCAAGUCCACCUGUAUAAGUGCGCUGCCCAGCGGGAAAGCUGCGGCCUCUGCCUCAAGGCCGACCGCAAGUUCCAGUGUGGCUGGUGUGGUGGGGAGCGCAGGUGCACCCUGCGACCGCAUUGCCCUGGACCCUCGGGGCCCUGGCUCGACUGGUCCAGCCGCGACGUCAAGUGUUCCCACCCCCAGAUCACAGAGAUUCUAACGGUGUCGGGGCCUCCAGAAGGAGGGACGCGAGUGACCAUCCGCGGUGUGAACCUCGGCCUGGCCUUCGCCGAGAUCGCCCAGCAUGUGCAGGUGGCCGGGGUGCCCUGCACACCCCUGCCCGGGGACUAUGUCGUGGCCGAGCGGAUCGUCUGCGAGAUGAGCCGUGCCCCGGGGGGCACCAGCGCAGGGCCUGUGCACCUGUGUGUCGGCGAGUGCAAGCCCGAGUUCACAGCCAGGUCCCACCAGCAGUUCUCCUUUGUGACCCCGUCCGUUCUCUCACUUGCCCCCAUUCGCGGGCCAGAGUCUGGCGGCACCAUGGUCACCAUCACUGGGCACUACCUGGGGGCCGGGAGCAGCGUGGCCGUGCACCUGGGCAACCAGACCUGCGAAUUCUAUGGGCGGUCAAUGAGCGAGAUCGUGUGCGUCUCGCCCCCGUCGGCCAUAGGCCUGGGCGCCGUGUCUGUGUCCGUGAGCGUAGACCGCGCCCGCGUGGACAGCAGCCUGCAGUUCGAGUACAUUGAUGACCCGCGGGUGCAGCGGGUGGAGCCAGAGUGGAGCAUCGCCAGCGGCCACACACCCCUGACUAUCACCGGCUUCAACCUGGAUAUCAUCCAGGAGCCCAGGAUCCGCGUGAAGUUCAAUGGCAGGGAGUCUGUCAACGUCUGCAGGGUUGUAAACACCACCACCCUGACCUGCCUGGCACCCUCCCUGACUACGGACCACCGGGCUGGCUUGGAUGCUGUGGAGCCCGAGGAGUUUGGCUUUGUGUUCAACAACGUUCAGUCCCUGCUUGUGUACAACGGCACAAAGUUCAUCUACUACCCCAACCCCACCUUCGAGCUGCUCAGCCCAACGGGCGUGCUGGAUCAGAAGCCAGGGUCCCCCAUCAUCCUGAAGGGCAAGAACCUCUGCCCGCCAGCCACCGGGGGUGCCAAGCUUAACUACACUGUGCUGGUCGGGGACACACCCUGCACUGUCACCGUGUCUGAGACUCAGCUGCUCUGCGAGCCCCCCAGCCUCACCGGGCAGCACAAGGUCAUGGUGCACGUGGGUGGCUUGGUGUUCUCGCCUGGCUCCGUGAGCGUGGCCCCCGACAGCCUGCUGACGCUGCCUGCCAUCGUGAGCAUUGCUGCCGGCGGCAGCCUCCUGCUGGUCAUCGUUGUGCUGGUCCUCAUCGCCUACAAGCGCAAGUCCCGGGAGAACGACCUCACGCUGAAGCGGCUGCAGAUGCAGAUGGACAGCCUAGAGUCCCGCGUGGCCCUGGAGUGCAAGGAGGCCUUUGCCGAGCUCCAGACAGACAUCAAUGAGCUGACCAGCGACCUGGACCGUGCCGGCAUCCCCUACCUGGAGUACCGCACCUACGCCAUGCGCGUGCUCUUCCCGGGCAUCGAGGACCACCCAGUGCUGCGGGAGCUGGAGGUGCAGGGGAACGGACAGCCACACGUGGAGAAGGCUCUGAAGCUCUUUGCACAGCUGGUCAACAACAAGGUGUUCCUGCUGACCUUCAUUCGCACGCUGGAGCUGCAGCGCAGCUUCUCCAUGCGCGACCGUGGCAACGUGGCCUCGCUCAUCAUGACUGGCCUGCAGGGCCGCUUAGAGUAUGCCACGGAUGUGCUCAAGCAGCUGCUGGCUGACCUUAUUGACAAGAACCUGGAGAACAGGAACCACCCGAAGCUGUUGCUCAGGAGGACAGAGUCUGUGGCUGAGAAGAUGCUCACCAACUGGUUCGCCUUCCUCCUGCACAAGUUCCUGAAGGAGUGCGCCGGGGAGCCACUGUUCAUGCUGCACUGCGCCAUCAAGCAGCAGAUGGAGAAGGGCCCCAUCGACGCCAUUACGGGUGAGGCCCGCUACUCGCUGAGUGAGGACAAGCUCAUCCGCCAGCAGAUUGACUACAAGACACUGAUCCUGAACUGCGUCAACCCUGACAAUGAGAACAGCCCUGAGGUCCCAGUGAAGGUGCUGAACUGCGACACCAUCACGCAGGCCAAGGAAAAGAUCCUGGACGCCGUCUACAAGAAUGUGCCCCACUCCCAGCGGCCCCGCGCCGUGGACAUGGACCUAGAGUGGCGGCAGGGCCGCAUUGCCCGGGUCGUGCUGCAGGACGAGGACGUCACCACCAAGAUCGAGGGUGACUGGAAGCGGCUCAACACGCUGGUGCAUUACCAGGUGUCAGACAGGUCCGUGGUAGCCCUGGUCCCCAAGCAGACCUCGUCCUACAACAUCCCUGCCUCCGCCAGCAUCUCCCGGACAUCCAUCAGCAGAUAUGACUCCUCCUUCAGGUACACGGGCAGCCCCGACAGCCUGCGCUCCCGUGCGCCCAUGAUCACGCCCGACCUGGACAGUGGGCUCAAGGUGUGGCACCUGGUGAAGAACCAUGAGCACGGGGACCAGAAGGAGGGCGACCGGGGCAGCAAGAUGGUGUCUGAGAUCUACCUGACCCGGCUGCUGGCCACCAAGGGCACGCUGCAGAAGUUCGUGGAUGACCUGUUCGAGACCCUGUUCAGCACAGUGCACCGGGGCAGUGCCCUGCCUCUGGCCAUCAAGUACAUGUUUGACUUCCUGGACGAGCAGGCGGAUAGGCACAGCAUCCAUGACACCGACGUGCGGCACACCUGGAAGAGCAACUGCCUGCCCCUACGCUUCUGGGUAAAUGUGAUCAAGAACCCGCAGUUCGUGUUCGACAUCCACAAGAGCAGCAUCACAGACGCCUGCCUGUCAGUGGUGGCCCAGACCUUCAUGGACUCCUGCUCCACGUCCGAGCACCGGCUGGGCAAGGACUCGCCCUCCAACAAGCUGCUCUACGCCAAGGACAUCCCCAGCUACAAAAGCUGGGUGGAGAGGUACUACGCCGACAUCGCCAAGCUUCCCACCAUCAGUGACCAGGACAUGAACGCCUAUCUGGCCGAGCAAUCACGCCUGCACGCCACUGAGUUCCACAUGCUCAGCGCGCUCAAUGAGAUCUACUCCUACGUCAGCAAGUACAGCGCAGAGCUCAUUGGGGCGCUGGAGCAGGAUGAGCAGGCCCGGCGUCAGCGACUGGCCCACAAGGUGGAGCAGCUCAUCAAUGCCAUGUCCUUCGAGAGCUGAGCGCGGCCGCGCCCCAGAGGACCACAGCUGUGCCAGGGGCUCGAACCGCGGCAGCGGGUCAGGCCAGCCGCUGCCCCAGGCCCUGCGGCGAUGGGACAUGCCAGGACAGGAAGGCAGUGGCUCAGGCUGGAGCCCCACGGUGCCCGCCCUUUGCAUGAAGCUCAUCCGAUGUAUAUUGCGGAACAAUAAGAACGCUAGUUAGUUUUUUUAAGAGAAAGGGGGAAAACAGAAAUAAAAGGAAACAAAAGCCUCCAGGUUCUUCCCAUGCAACCUCCGUUUCACUCGGACCGGCCCCUCCGACUUUCCGUCCUCCCACCAUCACCUCCUGCCUACAGACGCCAACAACCGUGGAGAGGCCACGGGGGAGCCCGGGGAUUUACAAAGCAAGGAGGAGCAGGAGCAGGAGCUGAAGGACCAGGAGCUGGAGGACCAGGAGGAGGAUCAGGAGAACAGCACAGACCCCACCAGACACUCUGCACAGCAGCUGUGCAGCCUGCACCCCUGGUCAGUCCAGUUGGGCGGAGCCCGAGGUCUGGGCCCUCGACAAAAGGGGUCUCAGCAUGGGGAGUGGCCCGGGACCGGGCGGCUGUGCCUGUGUUCGGCGUCCUGGGUGAGUGGGCUCCACGUGGGCCUCUGCUGGGCCUGGGCACUCUGCCUGCCACUUCUUGCCGUGAAAGAGGAUGCAGAGAGUCAGCACCCUUUGCCAAAGGCAAUACUUGAAAUGCGAGGUCAGAGAAGCCAUGUCUGUCCUCAUGCACUCAUGCUCGCUGCCAACUGCAGAGGUGCCAGGCCUGGCCGUGGGCAGCAGCUCCCUGGUUGCCCGCCCACCCCUUUGGGGGCUCUACUGUGAGUCUGUGGAAGGAGCGGCAGCCUGUCCCGCUCGCCUGCAACAGGAUGACCACGCUCCACUCUGGCCAAGCCUGAGUGAGGGCAGCAGGAUAGGCGGGAGGAAGGGCAGGGGUGGCUGCCACACGUCCCUUCCACGCCUGCCCUGCGGCGUCCUUGCCUCUGGCUCACCAGGGCUGAAGGCCCAGCUUUACCUCCAAGCAAGUCCCAAAGGCCAUGCUGCCCACGUUGGAGGGCAAGGGGCUGGGCUGGCCUCCACCUGGCGUGCUGACGCCACCCACAUGCCUCCACACUGGUGCCCAUGUCCACCCGACACUCUGGCUAGCAGAAGACGGUGUGGCCCCACACUCAGGAAACGCUGCUCUGAGGCAGAUCACAGCCAGCAAGCCCAGCGCUGCUCCCAGGGACCCUGCUGCCAGCUCCGCGCCGUGGCCCGAAAGGUGCCCACUCCCGCCUCCGCACUCAGCCCAAGUGCUGCCCUUCCCAGGCCCAGCGUGGUCACCUGCAGGCUGUGCCCAGUGGGGGAGGAGAUGGCGUGGCCAAGGGUCUGCCCCCAGAACCGCCUUCUGAGCUGAGCCUGUGGGCAGAGGCAGCCCCUGCCUGGCAAACAGAGGCCAGACAUCACCGCCCUCAGCCCCUGUGCUCCAGCCAGCCCCACCCAGACAGUGCCCAGUGAGGGCUGCCGACGUGGGAAGAGCCCGCCGGGGCCUGCGAGUGUGUUAGGGAGGCUGGCCGGCAGGCCCACCUGCAGUGUCCCUCAGGGAGGAAGGAAGGAAGAAGAUACCUCCAUCCAGCACGGGCCAGGAGUGGGCUCUCUGGGGCGCUCAGGCUCCGGGCAACCCAGCCCUUUGGGGCCCAGGCCUCCUGCAUUGCCCUGAGGGUUUGCCUGGUGGAGGGCUGGCCGCCCUGUGCCGGCCAUUGGGAGGGAAGGCAGGAGAAAGUCCACCCGGCUUCACCGAGAUACGGCCUCCAGGGAGCCGGUGCCUGCGGAAGGAUGGUAGAGGCUGGCCAGGGUCUGAGCUGGGCCAUCCCGCCCCAGUCACACUGCUGCCCCACCCCAGCCUGUGGUCAGCAUCCCUCCUGGACCAUCCCACCUGAAACCCAGCCUCUUCGGUCUGCCCCAAGGCCCUGUUUCCUGCAGCAUCUGGCCGGAACCUCCUAGCCACCCAGACUGGGCUCUACUCAGGGCGCUGACAGAGGCUUGGCCAGCACAUUCAGCUUACUGCGGAGGGUACCACCUUCCUGCAGAGGGCACAGCCAGGUGGAGGAAGGAGCCUGCUCACCAGCUGCCUUACUAAGCCGGGGCUCACCCCACGAAGAGGCCGCUUAUGUGAGCUGCCCCCACUGCCGAGCUCCUGCCUCCUGCCACCCCCGCCCCCUGCAAGGGAAACAGCAGCAGCCCGAGGGCAUGGCCAGGUGGCAAGGACCCAGAGCCAGUGGGCGUGUGGGAGGCUCACACCCGUGCCCCCCAGGAGCCUCUGGCCACACCUGCCUCCCACCUGCUACCAUGACCUGGGGCAGCUGUUCCCAGGCCAGGGCCGAGUACCAUCACCACCCAUCCAGCCCGAGACUGUGCUGCCUGGCCCUGAGGGCAAGGAGAGGAGCCUGAGACAUGGUGUAGGGGCAGGCAGGCCCUGGGGGCAGCAGGCACCACCUGAACAGCUGCGGGGCGGCUCUUCAGACCCCAAAGCCUCCUGCCCUAUUCCGUCCUUUCUCCUGUUUUCCCCAAAGAAUGAGGUUCAGCCUCGGGGGCCAGUGACCCCACAAAGGGAAGUGGCUUCCUGGUGCAGGGACGCCCUGGGCUGCCAGGACACUAGUGUGGCACUGAAUGGCCGCACCUGCCAGUUCUAGAAGACUGGCCCAGUGGGCAGCACCACAGCCCCGCUGGGUGCUCAGGCGGACGCGGCCCCACCUCUGCCUGCCACACUCCUCGACACACUGGAAUCUGUGUUAUAUAUAUUUUUAAGGAAAUACAAUGAUAGCUGUCUGGUUUUGUUGUUUUACAGGUGUUGUGGAAUUAAAAACUGUAAGAAAAUGAAGUAUUUAAGGCACCCCAUGGACGGGGCUUUUGCUACCCUAAUAUAUUACUGUGUACCUACUGUAAAUAUGAAACACGCCUAUUUUGCAAGCCAAGGACACAUUUGUACUGUUGUUAUAUAUAAAUAAAGUUUACUGGAUA